GCUCAUCAUGUGUAGACAUGAGGUAAUUCAGACGUUCGUCGCAUGCGCCCUGCAUGUGUACAGGAGUCGUUGCCAUGAUUUCUUACCGUCACAUGCUGCGUUAGCAUUUGGCUAUCGUACGUCAACGGAAGACUGCUGGAUUGCAAAAAGUCCUGCUGAUGGUACUCCAAGAAGACCUGUUUUAUCCGUCAGUGCAAGAAAAAUUAAAGAUAAUGCAGCAGACUGGCAUAAUUUAAUGAUGAAAUGGGAGAGACUGAAUGAUAAUGGAUUUACUACAGCAAACAAAAUAGUCAACAUGAAGAUCAGUGAGAAAUUUCAAGACAACAAACUGGAGAUAGCAUGUGAUAACAGUGCCACAGAAUCUGAAAAGCCAACUCCAAAAUACAACGAAGAACUGGACAAUUGCUGUGCAGAAUUACUUGAGACCUUAAAGCAAAUGACAAAAAUACAACUGAAAAUGGAAAAGCUUUCUUCGACUACUAAAGCAAUCUGUGACUUGGAAACAUUCCACCAUGGAGCUGGGAAUUGCACAGCCCCCUUCUUUCAUACAUGGCCCACGCCAUACUUCUAUGAGGUUUCUCUGAAGCUCUCUGAAAUAUACAAGAAGGAACUACAACUCAAGCAAACAAUUGUACAAGAAAUUGCUCAUACUGCUGACCAGGAUCUGAUGAUGGUCUAUUUGUCAUCAUGGUUAUACCAGCCUUACAUUGAGAACAGCAGCAAACUACUACUUGAAGCCAUGCUGCUGGAAACAGGACAUAGACAGUGCUAGAAUUUCAAAUGUUACAUGGCUUGCUUCUAAUGAUGCUUACAUGAAACCGAAAUGGCAAGUUGCAAGGCUUACCAAGCUGGGAAUACUCUAUCCUCAUUUUCACAGUCUGGGAGAAGGUACCUGAAUUUUCAACAUUGAUUCCAACUCCUGAAUCAGCAAGUGA
This is a messenger RNA of Egretta garzetta (little egret), 935 nucleotides long. It is a transcript of the gene CINP, whose product is annotated as cyclin dependent kinase 2 interacting protein. Bases 8 to 772 code for a protein of 254 amino acids. The record is from RefSeq and is a predicted model, not a curated record. The transcript is spliced from 6 exons. Lineage: Eukaryota; Metazoa; Chordata; Aves; Pelecaniformes; Ardeidae.